AUGCUCACCAGGAUAGACAACAACUCUAACUCGCUUGCACAGGCCAAAGACGUAUGGAUAACAGAAGCGAAUAUCGCCUCCCGCGUCAUGCGCAAUCGGAUGUGUAUAACUCUGACAAAAUCCACCAGCCUGCCCAAGGAUCACGGAGUCAUGGCGCUUCUACUCUUGACAGGAGCGAUUCCCUUAUUGUCCGCGAUACCUUUAAGCCUCGGCCUAUUCGCCCCCAGUGCCAAAAAUCCUCUCAUUGAUCUCCCCGGGCCACAUGUCACUCUUGACUACGGCGACUUUCAAGGCGCUUCGAGCGGCGGAGUUGAUAGCUUCUACGGCAUUCCAUUUGCUGAACCUCCACUUGGAAAUCGACGACUUACCAAUCCGAUUCCACCUCUUGGCCAAUAUCCCAAUUUCGACGCUACGGGACCACCGCCCGCCUGCCCACAACAAUCCAUAACGGGCGGAGGAAACAUCUUCAAUGAUGCUAUUGGCUUGGGAGCCGACAUUCUCGACAAAUUGCCGUUCUACGCGCCGGGCAUCGGAGGUCACGAGGAUUGCUUAACACUCGAUGUUCUUGUUCCGAAAAACACCCAGCCCACAGAUCGGCUUCCAGUGAUGUUCUGGAUAUUCCCUGGCGAUUUUACUACCGGUUAUUCUUCCCUUUUAAGAGGAAACAGUUUAGUUGAGAAAAGUGUACAGAUGGGUCAGCCUGUUAUCUUUGUGGCCCCAAAUUAUCGUCUCAACGCCUUUGGAUUUUUAGGUGGACGCGAGGUCGGGGAAGCUGGGGUUGGAAAUCUCGGCCUCAAAGAUCAGCGCUUGGCCAUGAAGUGGGUUCAAAAAUACAUUUCUGAAUUCGGAGGCGAUCCAUCCAAAGUCACAAUAUUUGGCGAAUCGUCCGGAGCGAUCGCGGUCUCAUACCAUCUUCUCAUCAACAAUGGUGAUAACGAAGGUCUUUUUCGCGCUGCGAUCUGUGAAUCCGGUUCAGCCUUCCCGGUAGAAACUUUAUCUUCUGGCGCGGGUCAACCAAUUUAUGACAAAAUUGUCAAUUAUACCGGAUGUGCAUCUUCAUCAAAUUCCCUAGACUGCUUACGUGCAGUAGAAUAUGAACAUUUAUUUGCAGCUGUGAACCGGAUCCCAGGAUUAUUCUCGUCUGGAUCAUUUCCUUCGCCUUUCUCACCCUUCAUCGAUGGUAAGACCACCUUUUAG
Messenger RNA from Melampsora larici-populina 98AG31, 1197 nucleotides. RefSeq names its product lipase. The record is from RefSeq and is a predicted model, not a curated record. The transcript has 12 exons. Lineage: Eukaryota; Fungi; Basidiomycota; Pucciniomycetes; Pucciniales; Melampsoraceae. Bases 1 to 1197 code for a protein of 398 amino acids.